Messenger RNA from Xiphias gladius (swordfish), 666 nucleotides. RefSeq names its product ras-related protein Rab-27B-like. The record is from RefSeq and is a predicted model, not a curated record. Gene Ontology annotation, cellular component: secretory granule; melanosome. Bases 10 to 666 code for a protein of 218 amino acids. NCBI's taxonomy places the organism in Eukaryota, Metazoa, Chordata, Actinopteri, Istiophoriformes, Xiphiidae. Gene Ontology annotation, biological process: positive regulation of exocytosis; melanosome transport. Gene Ontology annotation, molecular function: GTPase activity; GTP binding. The transcript has 5 exons.
AGCUGCACAAUGGCUGACUGCGAAUAUGAGUAUCUGAUCAAGCUGCUGGCACUCGGGGACUCUGGAGUGGGGAAGACCACCUUCCUCUACAGGUACACCGACAACAAGUUCAACCGCAAGUUCACAACCACAGUGGGCAUUGACUUCAGGGAAAAGAGAGUGAUGUACACAGGGUUAGGUGCUGAUGGGGUGACUGAGAGGAACUUCAGAGUCCACCUUCAGCUCUGGGACACAGCUGGACAAGAGAGGUUCCGCAGCCUCACUACAGCUUUCUUCAGAGAUGCCAUGGGCUUCCUGCUGAUGUUCGACUUGACCAACCAGCAAAGUUUCCUCAACGUCAGGAACUGGAUGAGCCAACUACAGGCCAACGCGUACUGUGAUAGUCCAGAUAUCGUGUUGGUGGGCACCAAGGCAGACCUCCGCGACGCCAGGGAUGUUCACGCCAGACAGGCCAGAGAUCUGGCGGACAGAUACGGCAUCCCCUACUUUGAGACGAGUGCAGUGACGGGUGUUGACGUGGACCAUGCCGUGACCAGCCUGCUGGACCUGGUGAUGAAGAGGAUGGAGCUGAGCACGUACGGAGGCUCCACCUCCGAACCCAACGGCAGCCUCGUCGCCAGCCGCGAAAUGGAGGAGGCUCCUGUCAGGAGGAGGUGCGCCUGCUGA